Messenger RNA from Angiostrongylus costaricensis, 906 nucleotides. Lineage: Eukaryota; Metazoa; Nematoda; Chromadorea; Rhabditida; Metastrongylidae. The record is from the annotation of a GenBank genome assembly.
UUGUCAAUUCAGGAUGACCCUCCGCCUCGUAAGGAGUCACGAGAAGAAGCGACUCAGACCCCGUAUUGCUGCCUGCCUCGAAUCGGUGAAUGUGAUCCAACGUUCCAAGCCUUUUAUGUUUCAACCACACACACCGCUAAGGGUGAAGAAUUAACGGCAGAUCCUCUUGAAUUUCGGAGAGAAGCUACGGGAGUCGACAUUGCGUUGCGUUCGACAUCCAAGGAUAUAGUGCGUAACGAUGAGACACAAAAACCAACUGUUCAUGUGCAUCCAUUCACUCCUGAUCCACCGUCACAAGAGCCUAUCUUGAGAACGAUAGCAGAACGUCUUCAAAGCCUUUGUGACAAUCACUUGAUUGUCGAGAGCACAUCACAGCGCCUUCGUCGAUCGUUCCAUGCUCCUGACGAGACGACGCGGUUUCGCCACUCGUGCAUUGACGUAGACAAGUCGCCUCGAUUUCUACGCAAGUUCAGCGAGUCCAAUGCUUCACCUCUAUCCAUCCGACGUGCGGUAGAGAAUCGAACACUCCGAGACGAUAUGUACUCACAACCUUCCAAGCGCCAGGAGAUGCACUCAAGAUCCAAUACAAAUACGAACAGACAGACUGAUCCGCAAAUCAUUACGGAGCGUUUCUCGUCAUACUGCAUUGAGCCUCGUAUUGAUGAGCAGUUUAAGAAUGACUCACCAGCCAAGCGGAUGGACUUAACAAGGUCAUUGUCUCAACGUGGUGAUAAAAGUGCUGUGCAAAGAGAUGUUCAAAGAGCGGCAUCGGUGAAAAGUGGACGCCGUGGUGAGCCAUGUGUCGGAAUGGAUUCGUUGGAGAUCAACUGGAGUGUGCGACAACUGAAAACGCUCUUUCAGGAUGCAAAAGCACCGUCUAUAAAUACGGACUAUACGAUUAGUUAA